GCUGCAGAGAUGGCAGCUGAGUCAUUGCCCUUCUCCUUCGGGACGGUGUCCAGCUGGGAGCUGGAAGCCUGGUAUGAGGAUCUGCAGGAGGUUCUGUCUUCAGAAGAAAAUGGGGGGACUUAUACCUCACCCCCUAGAAAUGAAGAGGAAGAAUCAAAAACCUUCACCACUCUUAACCCUGCAUCUCUGGCUUGGCUGGCUGAGGAGCCAGGACCAGCAGAAGUCACAAGCAUCUCCCAGAGUCCUCGCUCUCCAGACUCCAGUCAGAGCUCCCUGGCUCAGGUGGAAGAGGAGGAAGACCAAGGAAAAACUAGGAAAUGGAAACAGAGUGGCCAGUGGCCAGCUCGGGCCGGAAAGCAACGUAUGAAGGAAAAAGAACAAGAGAAUGAAAGGAAAGUGGCACAGCUAACUGAAGAAAGUGAACGGCUCAAGCAGGAAAUAGAGAGCCUGACUCAGGGAGUAGAAGCCACACACAGUGCUCUAAUUGACCGAAUGGUUAAUCUACACCAAGCCUGA
Molecule: messenger RNA, 516 nt
Organism: Marmota flaviventris (yellow-bellied marmot)
Lineage: Eukaryota; Metazoa; Chordata; Mammalia; Rodentia; Sciuridae
Source: RefSeq, a predicted model, not a curated record